AUGUCGGCAGACACCGUCAAAGUCAACGUCGAAUUCGGCGGCGGCACCGAGCUGCUCCUGGCACCUCCGCACGAGAAGAAGCACAAACUCACACUACCACGCACGGACGCAGCUGGCAACGACACCAAUGUCACCUUCCUCAUCGAAUACAUCCGCAAGAAUCUGCUCCAAGAGCGCGAAGAGCUGUUCGUCGACGGUGACUCGGUACGACCAGGCAUCCUCGUCUUGAUCAACAACGGCGAUUGGGAGCUUGAAGGCGAAGGCGACUACGUACUGCAAGAUGGUGACGAGGUGGUGUUCAUCAGCACAUUGCAUGGCGGCUGA
Molecule: messenger RNA, 324 nt
Organism: Pseudozyma hubeiensis SY62
Lineage: Eukaryota; Fungi; Basidiomycota; Ustilaginomycetes; Ustilaginales; Ustilaginaceae
Exons: 2
Coding region: 1-324 (107 amino acids)
Biological process (GO): tRNA thio-modification; protein urmylation
Cellular component (GO): nucleus; cytoplasm
Molecular function (GO): protein tag activity
Source: RefSeq, a predicted model, not a curated record